Messenger RNA from Folsomia candida, 4782 nucleotides. Its product is annotated as mucin-2-like. The record is from RefSeq and is a predicted model, not a curated record. The coding region runs from base 122 to 4696 and encodes 1524 amino acids. NCBI's taxonomy places the organism in Eukaryota, Metazoa, Arthropoda, Collembola, Entomobryomorpha, Isotomidae. Gene Ontology annotation, cellular component: cytoplasm; actin filament. Gene Ontology annotation, biological process: actin filament polymerization. Gene Ontology annotation, molecular function: microtubule binding; actin binding. The transcript has 2 exons.
AAUUUUCAUUCACUUCUCGCAUCACUUCUCGUAUCGUAUUUUGUGCAAAAAUUUUUUGGGUCAAUUUUUUGACAUGUCAUAGAAACACAAAUAUUUAACACACUUUUAAUUUUUGGUCUCCAUGGUAACCAAAAUGAAUUUUAUUUCAUUAAUUUCCAUGGUGAUUUUAAUAACUUGCAUAAAUAGGAUAAAUUCCAUACAAAAUGAGCAUUUCCCAGUGUAUAAAAGUGAAUUAAAUUCAAGUGGUAACCAUGGUGACGACGGGUUUAAACCGAUUUUUACCCAGCAACAGUUCGAACCUAGUCAGGGUUACGAGAAGCAUUUUGUGGGAAAUCAAGAAGUUGCCAUGGCAACCACGGGAGAUAAGGUUGUCAAGAGGAAGAAGAUUAAGAAGAUUAAAAAUAAUAAUGCCACGACUGUGAGUUCGUUUCCAUCGCAACCGCAACAGCAGCAACAGUUUUUGGUGCCCAUGAGACCGCCCCCAGGGGGGCAACAGGGACCGGAAAAAGUGGGGGCCCUGAAAAAAUUGGCUGGAUUAUUUCGGAGGAGACCACAGCAGCAACCGCAACAAUGGAAUCAGUUUCCAGGGCAACAAUUUUUAGUUCCCAGUGGAAGUGCGAGCAUUGGGAAUUUUGUGGCGCCCCCAGUGCAGCAACCACAACAGCAGCAACAGCAACCCCAAGGGGGUCAGCAGCAACAACAGCAACAACCAUGGCGCCCGCAACCAUACCAACCAUUAUUUCCACAACCGAAUAAUUUCCAACAUCAAUUUCCACAGCAACAGCAAUUUCCCAGACCAAGACCUCCGUUUCCACAACAACAGCAACAGCAAUUUCCAGGGCAACCACAAAAUGCGGUGCCUCAACAACAACAACCACAGCAGUUUCCGCAGCAGCAACAAUUUGCAGGACAACCGCAGCAGCAACAACCGUUUCCAGGACAACCACAAAAUCCAUCAUCACCACAACAACAACAGCAACAAAAUGCGUUUCCAGGACAACAACCACAGCAACAACAACAACAAUUUCCCGGACAACAACAAAUGCCUCUCUUAUCAAAACUCAAAAAAACCUACGUAACUACGUUCCACAAUUUAUUUGGUCACCAUGGCAACCGCCAACGCCCCCCUCAACAACAACCCCCUGCCCCCCAACUCUACAUGCAAAACCCGAACUGGUCCGCAUUUAACCAAACUACGUUUCCACAGCAACCGCAACAAUUUCCAACUCCUUCGCAACAACAGGAACCCCGCCGGCGGAGGAUAAAACUAAGGAAACCGAAUCCGGAAUUAGUUGGACGCCCGCGGAUGGACGGUGACGAACAGGAGUUGGAUUUGAGCGGCGGCGGGGGUCACGUGACGACGGGGGAGGGGACGAGCGAUGGUAACCAUGGAGACAGGAAAAAAAGAUCCUCGAAUAAUUCUGGGUAUCGGAUGCCGGGAUUGUUCGGGAUGGAAAAGGGGGCUUUCUAUGCGGAGAAGGACCCCACCACGGGCGACGUCACCUUCUCAACAACCACACCCCCCUCCGUCUCGAUAAUCUCUUCCUACACGUCCCUAAAAAACCAAGGGGGCUCAAUUUACAAGCGAAAUUCCACCUACAACAUAAACUCCAAACUAAAAAACAAGCGUCCAACAUUUUACAAAUUCAACAAGGUAACCAUGGCACCCCCGAAAUUACCAAGUUUUUACUCCACCAAAUCUCCAAAUGAGGAAACGGUUGUCAUGACAACGACGGAACUAACGCCAAAAGUUUAUUUCGAUCCGAGCGUGGGGAUUGUCAAGGCGGGAUCCAUGGAGAUUAAGCCUGUUUCCAUGGAGAUUAUUAAACCGGUUUCCAUGGAAACGACGGUGAGGACGCCGGAGAAGGUUCAGGAGAGCAAGGAAUCCAGUGUUUCCGUGAGUGUUUCGAGCAGUUCGAGCAGUUCGAGUUCGAGAACGAGCAGUGAAGUUAAAGUGGUGGAAAAGAAAAAACCCAUUUUUUUCAAGGGUUCGAGUUCCAAGGAGGUUUUUAGCAGGGAGGAAAUUAAGGAGGUUACCAAGGUUACCAGGAGACCAAUUAUUUUUAGGACCACGACCACGACUACCGAGGCGACCACAACGACCACACCCACCACGACCACAACGACCGAAGCGACCACAACUCCUUCUACCACGACGACCACAACUACCACGACCACACCCCCUCCUCCGACGACCGAAAUUACCACGACCACGACUACAAAAACCUACGACCCCUAUUUACCAUACGAACUAUUGCAUGCCAUGAAAAAUGAGGAAAAUUCCAUGGAAACGGUGAAAAAAUCAUCGGUAAACGUGUUCUUGGAUAAAGUGGAGAGUUUGGAGGUUACCGAGACCACGCCCCCUUCGACGACCACGACGACCACGGUGACCACACCCCCUCCGACCACACCCAUAAUUUCCAUCACGAAUCCACCACCACCCCCACAACCGACCACACCUCCUCCCCCCACCCCGGCCUCCUCUGAAGAAGACCUCGAAGAUUAUUACUAUGACAACGGAAAUUAUUUCUAUAAUUACCUCCACCCCUCGCUCCCCGUCCCCCCGAAUAAAAUCACCAUGGCAACCAACUCCUCAACCACACCCACCGACAACGAGGCCGUGGAAAGCAUAAAUAAUUCCUCCCGACCAUUGAGCAAUUUUUACCGGCCGAUGGUUCCACCCGGACCGAUGCCGAUGCAUUUUCGACCACACCCACCGCCACACCCACAUCCCCCGAGGGGACCACCCCCACCCGGGUUUUUUAACAGGAAUAAACCGGAAUUGUUCAGGAGGCCGCCACCACCGGUGAUUAUGAGUUACACCCCUUUGCAGCCUGGACAACAAGAAAUAAGUAAUGGGAACAUUGAUGGGUGGGUGGGGGAGGUGGACGUUUUGGGGUCUACCAUAGAGACGACCACAACGACCACACCCGUUACCGUGGUUACCACGACCACAACGACGACCACGCCGGUAACAACUCCGGUAAUGACGACCAAGAGAGUUAAGAGCACGACCACGGCUGCUACCACCACGACGACCACGACGCCUACCACUACCACUACCAGGAGAACGACCACGACCACACCCACAACUACCACGACGACCACCCCCACAACUACCACAACAACAACAACGACCACACCCCCACCCGAAUACAUAUACGAAUACGUCGAAGAAAUCGUCACGGAAAUCCCGGUCCCACAAAAAGAAGCCGAUUUCCUCGUUUCCAACGAAAUUACCGAGAAUCACCAUGGCAUUUCUCCUAGCAACCAAAAUAACAAUUUCCAUGGAAACCAAAUUAAUAUUCCUAGCAACCAAAAUAAUCACUAUGGCAACCAAAACCCUCAAAAUCUCCAAUUCCUCCCAGUUCAACCUUUUCAUCACCCACCUCCACCCCCACCGGGAUUUAUCCACCCCCCACAGUUUCAGGCGCCACACCCACCGGCGCACCCACCGGCACACCCACAACCACCCCCACAAUCCCCACCCCCAGAAUACGAGUACGAGUACGUUGACGACCCCAUCAUCACCAACGCAACCACACCCCCUUCACCCCCACCACCCCCCACCCCACCCACCGACCAAAUUGGCAACAUAAUAAAAUCCACAAUGCUCGUUUCCAUGGAUUUGGACAAAAAUAAUCCCGAAAAUAAUCCGAAAAGUGAAAUUUCCACGGUGAUGAUGCCCCCACCACCAGCUCCGUUGCCUGGUUACGGAAGAUUUGGUAACCAUGGCAACAAUAUUUCCCCGCAUAGCAACCAAAAACCACCACAACAACCAAACCCUGCGCUAAAUUUCCUCCAGAAUUUAUUCAACAAAAAACCACACCCCCCGGCACACCCCCCACAACAACCGCAAAUGUCCAUGUCACAACAAAUCCAAAAAUUCAUUCGGCCCAAUUUCCUUGGAAACCAACCCCAAAUUGACACACUUUUCCAUAGAAACGGGACUUUUCUCGACACACCCAUGGUUACACCCCCUCAUUCAACCACACCCACUGCCACACCCACCACAGAACCACCCCCACCCACAGAACUCGACUCUGACGAAGUGAUCUACGUAACCCAAGACGAACUCGAAAAACUCAAAGCCAGCGGAAAACUGGACGAAAACGAGUUUGAAAUCGUUGCCAUGGAAACGCCGGAAAAGAAAAAAGCCAUGGAAACCGAAAAAAAGAAAAUCGUCAAGGAAACGAAAAAGCCCACAAUCGGCUCCUCUGAAGAAUAUUAUUACGACGAAGAUGAAGAAGUCGUUUCCAUGGCAACCAGUCCCACAACCAUAGCAACCACACCCAUCGUAGUAACCAUGGCAACCAUCCCCACGGUCCCAUUUACCUACAAAGAUUUAUCAAUAUCUAAGCAACCAAUUAUUUCAGCAAACACGAUCCGACCCGGGUUUUACGAGUAUGACCCUCCACAACAACAACCGUCGUUACCAACGUCGCAAUAUUUCCAUGGCAACGAUAAAUCUGAAUUUUCACAAAAAAUCGAGUAUGGCAAUUUCCAGCCGAUAAUUUCGGAAAAUUUAAAUAACGACUUUGUCAGUUACCAUGCCGACCAUAGUAAAAAAUUGGGGGCGUCAGUUAAUCGUCGCCUUGACUACGACGACGGGAUCGAACUGGUCACGGCGGGACCGAAGAAAGAAGAACUCGAAAUUAGAGAUGUGGUUGUCAAGGGGAGUUUCAAUUCGGGUUGAUUUUUUUGAGUUUUUUGUAAUUUAUUGUAAUUUUUAUAUGGGCAUUUAUUUAAUAAAUUAUUUUUUAUAUCCAUGACAACUUAAAA